UGUUCCCUUUCCAGGCCUAAAGACUUUCUUCUCCUGUGUGUUGAACCUAGGAUUCACGAACCACGAUAAAAUAAUAUGUUGUUGGCGCGUGUUGCCCGCUUAUCUUCUCGAAAAGCAGUCCUUCCAGUGGCUUUAGUCCGAGCCAAGCACACCCUACCGGACUUGCCAUACGACUAUGACGCCUUAGAGCCUACUAUCAAUACGGAAAUCAUGCGACUACAUCACAGUAAACACCACGCGACUUACGUGAACAACUUGAACAUCGCAGAGGAGAAAUGCCUGGAAGCUCAGGCCAAAGGUGAUGUUGCAACAGCCAUUGCACUACAACCAGCUGUCAAAUUCAAUGGAGGUGGUCAUUUAAACCACUCAAUCUUUUGGACGAACCUAUCCCCUAAUGGGGGAGGUGAACCUACAGGUGAACUGAUGGAAGCCAUCAAAAGGGACUUUGGGUCAUUUGAGAAUUUCAAAGAGAGGUUUAAUGCAGCAACCAUAGCAGUACAAGGGUCUGGAUGGGGAUGGCUGGGAUAUGAUAAAGUAAACAAACGCUUGGCGAUUGCAACCUGUUUCAACCAGGAUCCACUGCAGCCCACAACAGGCCUUGUUCCAUUGCUUGGAAUUGAUGUGUGGGAGCAUGCCUAUUACCUUCAGUACAAGAAUGUUAGACCUGAUUAUGUCAAAGCGAUAUAUGAUGUCAUCAAUUGGACCAAUGUUGCAGAGCGCUUGCAGGCGGCUAGUAGCUAGAUAUUGUCAUUAUAUUUUGGUAACAAAUUAAUGACAAAGGGAGCCUGUCACUUUGUGAUUAUCAUAACUUAAGUUUUAUUAAACAGAAAGAAAUGCAACUACAGUAGCUUUUCAAAAAUAACUUUGGUAAGCUUAGUGUCUAGUUUGUAAUUUGCGCAAAUCAUUCAAGGGUUUUAGGGAGAAUGUUUUAGAAAUCCUAUAAAAUUUUGAUAUGUAUCUACUGUAUUCUGAGAUUGAAGCUUGGUACACCUGCCUUUUCCAAUAUUGUAAUUGUAUCCACUCCAUGUAAAAGCUACAUAACUGUGUAGUAAUUUGUAUAUUUCACAUGACUAAGUUUUGAUGUGAAAUAAAAUUUUUUGUACUGAUA
This is a messenger RNA of Nematostella vectensis (starlet sea anemone), 1108 nucleotides long. Its product is annotated as superoxide dismutase [Mn], mitochondrial. The coding region runs from base 76 to 741 and encodes 221 amino acids. Gene Ontology annotation, biological process: superoxide metabolic process. The transcript is spliced from 5 exons. NCBI's taxonomy places the organism in Eukaryota, Metazoa, Cnidaria, Anthozoa, Actiniaria, Edwardsiidae. Gene Ontology annotation, molecular function: metal ion binding; superoxide dismutase activity. The record is from RefSeq and is a predicted model, not a curated record. Gene Ontology annotation, cellular component: mitochondrion.